AGCCAGACCGGGAUGCCGCCCUAGUCCGGGCCGGCGGGCCCCACCCGGCCACCCCGCUGCAGCAGAGCCGGGUGCCGACAGCCAAUGGGAGAGCAGGAGGUGGGCCGGCUUAGCGUUGUCACCCUCCCCUGGAGAAGGAGGAGGAGGAGGAGGAGGAGGGGAAGGAGAGAGGCGGAGAGAGAAGCGUCCGCGUCUUCUCCGCCUGCGAGGGAGGAGGAAGGAGCGGCGUCCCCGGCCCCGGCACCAAAGCGGAGGGAGGACCCUAGGCCGUCUCGGGAGUCUCAGCGGAGCGCAGCGCAGCCAGGAGCCCCAGGGCUGGGCUCGCCUUCGCCGGCACCAUGAUCGCCGCGCAGCUGCUCGCCUAUUACUUUACCGAAUUAAAGGAUGACCGGAUCAAGAAGAUCGACAAGUACCUUUAUUCCAUGCGGCUCUCAGAUGAAAUGCUUAAUGAGGUCACAAAACGAUUUAAGAAAGCUAUGAUACGUGGCCUCUCCAGAAAUUAUAAUGUAACUGCUUCUGUGAAGAUGCUGCCAACAUUUGUGAGAUCCAUUCCUGAUGGUUCAGAAAAAGGAGAUUUCAUCGCUCUGGAUCUUGGUGGGUCUUCUUUUCGAAUUUUACGAGUGCAAGUGUCUCAUGAGAAAAAUCAGACUGUUCAGAUGGAAUCAGAGGUUUAUGAAACGCCUGAGACUAUAAUGAAUGGCAGCGGAGUCCAGCUUUUUGACCAUGUUGCUGAAUGCCUGGGUGACUUCAUGGAGAAGAAGAACAUCAAGAACAAGAAUUUACCAGUUGGAUUUACCUUUUCCUUCCCCUGCCGACAGACGAAGAUUGAUGAGGCUGUCCUGAUCACCUGGACCAAGCGCUUUAAAGCCAGUGGUGUGGAGGGAUCUGAUGUGGUCCAGCUGCUCAACAAAGCAAUCAAGAAACGAGGGGAUUAUGAAGCCAACAUCGUGGCUGUCGUAAAUGAUACCGUGGGGACGAUGAUGACUUGUGCCUUUGAUGACCAGGAGUGCGAAGUGGGCCUGAUCAUUGGUACUGGCACCAACGCCUGCUACAUGGAAGAGAUGCGGCACAUCGACUUGGUGGAGGGAGACGAGGGGCGCAUGUGCAUCAACACGGAGUGGGGGUCCUUCGGGGACGAUGGCUGCAUCAACGAGUUUCGCACAGAGUUUGACAAGGAGAUCGACCGAGGAUCCCUCAAUCCUGGGAAGCAGCUGUUCGAGAAGAUGGUCAGCGGCUUGUACAUGGGGGAGCUCGUCAGACUGAUUAUUGUGAAGAUGGCCAAGGGGGGCCUCCUGUUUGAGGGGCACAUCACGCCCGAGCUGCUCACCAAAGGGAAAUUUGAAACCAAGAAUGUGUCUGCCAUUGAGAAAACUAAGGAAGGCCUCCAAAGAGCCCAAGAAAUCCUGACCAACCUCGGCUUGGACCCAUCUCCUGAAGAUUGCAUCUCUGUCCAGCAUGUGUGCGCCAUUGUCUCACAUCGAUCAGCCAAUUUGGUGGCUGCCAUGUUGGCUGGCAUCUUGUCUCGCCUGAAAGAAAACAAGGGUGUGUCUCGGCUUCGUACCACUGUUGGUGUUGAUGGGACGCUUUACAAGUUUCAUCCACAGUAUUCCCGUCGAUUCCACAAGACCCUGCGGCGCUUGGUACCUGACUGCGACGUACGCUUCGUCCUCUCUGAGAGCGGGAGCGGGAAGGGGGCUGCCAUGGUGACCGCUGUGGCCUAUCGUUUGGCCGAGCAGCACAGGCAGAUGGAGGAGAUACUGGCCCCCCUCAAGCUCAGCAGGGAACAACUCAUGCAGGUGAAGAACAGAAUGCGGAUAGAGAUGGACCUCGGCUUACAGAAGAAGACCAACAAAACGGCCAAAGUGAAGAUGCUGCCGUCCUUUGUCUGUGGCACCCCCGAUGGGACUGAGAACGGAGACUUCCUGGCCCUUGAUCUUGGUGGCACAAACUUCCGGGUCCUGCUGGUGAAGAUCCGAAGUGGGAAGAAGAGAAGCGUUGAAAUGCACAACAAGAUCUACGCCAUCCCUGAGGAAGUGAUGCAGGGCACCGGGGAGGAGCUCUUUGACCACAUUGUCUCCUGUAUCUCUGACUUUCUGGAUUACAUGGGCAUCAAGGGUGCCCGGAUGCCCCUAGGCUUCACCUUUUCCUUCCCUUGCCAACAGACGAGCUUGGAUGGGGGCAUCUUGCUCACGUGGACUAAGGGAUUCAACGCAAGCAACUGUGUAGGAAACGAUGUGCCCACCUUGCUGAGAGAAGCCAUUAAAAGGAGAGAGGAAUUUGACCUGGAUGUUGUCGCGUUGGUCAACGACACAGUGGGCACCAUGAUGACCUGCGCCUACGAAGAGCCGACUUGUGAGAUUGGACUCAUUGUAGGGACCGGAAGCAACGCCUGCUACAUGGAAGAGAUGAAGAAUAUUGAGAUGGUCGAGGGAAACGAGGGACGGAUGUGCAUCAACAUGGAGUGGGGUGCUUUUGGGGACAACGGGUGCCUGGAAGACAUUAGGACAGAGUUUGACAGAAUUGUGGAUGAUUAUUCCCUCAAUACUGGCAAACAAAGGUAUGAGAAGAUGAUUAGUGGCAUGUACCUGGGAGAGAUCGUCCGAAACAUUUUAAUCGACUUCACUCGAAAGGGUUUCCUGUUCCGAGGUCAGAUCUCUGAGGCCUUGAAAACCCGGGGAAUCUUUAAGACCAAGUUCCUAUCUCAGAUCGAAAGCGAUAGGUUAGCCCUGCUCCAAGUGCGAACAAUCCUGCAGGAUCUGGGCCUGAACAGCACCUGUGAUGACAGUAUCCUCGUCAAGAAGGUCUGCGGGAUCGUGUCCAGGAGGGCUGCCCAGGUCUGUGGGGCCGGGAUGGCAGCCGUCGUGGAAAAGAUCAAGGAAAACAGGGGCCUGAAGACGCUGAAUGUGGCCGUGGGAGUCGAUGGGACGCUUUACAAACUUCAUCCUCACUUCUCCAAGGUCAUGCAGCAGACCGUGAACGAGUUGGCCCCCAACUGUAAGGUGAAAUUCCUCCUCUCAGAAGACGGCAGUGGGAAGGGAGCGGCUCUCAUCUCGGCCGUCGGGGUGAGGCUCCGCGAGGCCAAGGCCAAGGCCAGCUAAGAGCCCCCCCCGCCCCAACCAGGAGAAGCCUCUCCCCCCUUCCCCCCCCCCCUCUGUGCACUCCUCCAUUUUCCUUCCUUGGGUAGCCUGAACUGAACGCACACCGGACCCUGCCGACGUAUGGAGCCCUGUACACCUCAAGGCAUAAAGAACUUGGGUGCAAAAUUAAGUGUGUGCUGUUGAUAAUAUCUCUCACCCGGGAGCCCCAUCCCUCCUGCCCUGCCCUGCCACCUUCUGUCCUCCCCCGUCACUGUUCUGCAUGUUUUCAUUUCCAUUGGGUUGUCCAGUUUCCACACGUGAGUUAGUGAAGUCAGUUCCUAAUUUAUAUAGUCAUCUAAGUUAUUUAUUGAUUUGACGUGAAAAGUUCCAGCCGCCCAAUAGACUCUACUCCCCUGCUGCCCUCGGGAACACGUCCUCUCUGUGAAAUGUAUUAUCACGGCAAAUUGUGUCUAGACACCCAUGGCUGCCCCAGAGUUACUCCAAAAUCAGAGGGCUCCUUCCGUCCCAGUAGCGAAAGCCAGCCAUCUCACUUCCUAAGGUCCCUGUUGGGAAGGGGCUGUGCCGGGCCGUGCUGUGAGGGUCUGGUGAUUGCCUGCUGCAUCUGAUGGUCUAGCCCUGCGUGGGUGCGUGUGUGUGUGUGUGUGUGUGUGUGUGUGUGUGUGUGUGUGUGUGUGUGUCUCUCGGAGGGAGGGUCUGGAAGGGGCCUCACCUCAGUUCUUCUCCCCUUUGUUCCCUGAAGGCUCUCUCUUGCUUCCCGUUUUAUCCUUGGACUGCCUCAUUGUUUUCACGGGCCGUGUCUUGUGUGACUCUGUAAACUCUGUACCAUUCCAACAGUCACUGGGCCAGUUGUGGCUGUGGGAGGGGGGCUCCUUCUCAAAGUGUGGCCAAACCAAAAUGCCCUGUAGAUUCCUGUGAAUUUGGAGGGGUUCUGGUUGGUUCAUGUCCCUAAGCCCACCCUUCUCCCCAGCCCUGCCCAGAAAGACUCGAUGUGGUGUGACUGUGUAUUGUCCACCUUUCCGUGUUGUGUGUGAUGAGAGUCUCUCCCUCCCUGUGUCUAGUACUGUAUCCCAGCAGUCAUCCUGCCAGCCCCCCUCACUCUGCCAGUAGUCUCCAGUCAGAGUGCCCCCUUCACCCCAUCAUGAUGAGGGGUAACCAAAUGAAAUGAUGAGUCGGUCUCACUGGCCUCCUUACCUCCCCAAGCUGGGGCCCAGGGGAAGCCACUUAAAACCCCAGAAUGAUAGAGAUGAAAUGAGAAGGGACCUCAGAAGUUAGAGCGACUCGCAGCUCAGAGGCAGGAUUUGAACCCAGAGCUGGUGUUUUUUCACUGGACCAUCUAGAAUUGGAGAUGGGAGGGCCUGGUUUGAAUUUCAUGAGGAGAUGGGAAUAACCGCUCUUCUACCUGCCAUUUCCAAACCAAGGCCCUUCUGUCCCUCUUUGGCCUAACCUGGAGUCAUGAAGCUAAAUAAAUGCUCCCCUGACCAGUUGUUCCCAUGCAAACACUAGCGAUCCUUUGAACUGGCGUGUGCCCUGCCAGGGCCAGGUGAAGUUGACAGGCUCCAUUUUUAUCUCUUCCUGUUCAUGAGGUACUCCCUCCCGUGGGAGGCAUUCACCUGGCCCCAACCCCCAACUCCACUCUGCCUCCAAGAGAGUCUCAGCCUCUGGCUUCCUUGUCCCCAGCCGCCAUCUUGAAUUCCCUCCCCUCCUCCUUCAUGGAUUCCAUUUGUGUCCUGACGCACUGUGAUUGACUGAAUGUUGUGAGGUGCCACGUUCGUCUGCUUUGCUGUUACUACAGUUUGUGGUGUGUCCACCUUCAGGGACUGCAUGCCCACUUGGUUAGGACAGGGAGGAAAUCUUUCCAUAUGUUGCAUCGGCAGUGACCGUGCCCGCGGCACAGUGCUAUUUGUGGAGAAAACAGACAAACAUCAUUAAAAUUUUUUGAUGUCGGCUCAA
This is a messenger RNA of Trichosurus vulpecula (common brushtail), 5048 nucleotides long. RefSeq names its product hexokinase 1 (gene HK1). Gene Ontology annotation, cellular component: cytosol; mitochondrion. The record is from RefSeq and is a predicted model, not a curated record. Gene Ontology annotation, molecular function: D-glucose binding; mannokinase activity; glucokinase activity. Gene Ontology annotation, biological process: glycolytic process; glucose 6-phosphate metabolic process; intracellular glucose homeostasis. Bases 339 to 3098 code for a protein of 919 amino acids. The transcript has 18 exons. Lineage: Eukaryota; Metazoa; Chordata; Mammalia; Diprotodontia; Phalangeridae.